AUGACUAUUUCCUCCAGCAACAUGCAGAUCUUUGUGAAGACCCUCACGGGCAAGACCAUCACGCUCGAGGUCGAGUCGUCGGAUACCAUCGAUAACGUAAAGGCCAAGAUUCAGGAUAAGGAAGGAAUCCCUCCUGACCAGCAACGCCUUAUCUUCGCUGGCAAGCAGCUCGAGGAUGGCCGCACCCUCUCCGACUACAACAUCCAGAAAGAGAGUACUCUGCACUUGGUCCUUCGUCUGCGCGGUGGUAUGCAGAUCUUUGUCAAGACGCUGACGGGCAAGACCAUUACGUUGGAGGUUGAAUCUUCCGACACUAUUGACAAUGUGAAGGCGAAGAUCCAGGAUAAGGAAGGCAUACCUCCCGAUCAACAGCGCCUCAUCUUCGCCGGCAAGCAGCUCGAGGAUGGUCGCACUCUUUCUGAUUAUAACAUUCAGAAGGAGAGUACUCUCCACUUGGUCCUUCGUCUGCGUGGUGGUAUGCAAAUCUUUGUCAAGACGCUCACCGGCAAGACGAUCACGCUGGAGGUUGAGUCUUCUGACACAAUUGAUAACGUGAAAGCGAAGAUCCAAGACAAGGAAGGUAUUCCCCCGGACCAGCAGCGUCUUAUCUUCGCUGGCAAACAACUCGAAGAUGGUCGCACCCUGUCCGAUUAUAACAUCCAGAAGGAAAGCACUCUUCACCUCGUCCUCCGUCUCCGUGGAGGUAUGCAGAUCUUUGUCAAGACGUUGACGGGAAAGACUAUUACCCUCGAGGUUGAGUCUUCCGACACCAUCGACAACGUGAAGGCGAAGAUUCAGGACAAGGAGGGCAUUCCCCCGGACCAGCAACGUCUCAUUUUUGCCGGGAAGCAGCUUGAGGACGGACGUACCCUUUCUGACUACAACAUUCAGAAGGAGAGCACUCUCCACUUGGUGCUUCGUCUGCGCGGCGGGCUCUGA
Fibroporia radiculosa is the source of this 939-nucleotide messenger RNA. RefSeq lists its product as uncharacterized. Lineage: Eukaryota; Fungi; Basidiomycota; Agaricomycetes; Polyporales; Fibroporiaceae. Gene Ontology annotation, molecular function: ubiquitin protein ligase binding; protein tag activity. The transcript is spliced from 5 exons. Bases 1 to 939 code for a protein of 312 amino acids. The record is from RefSeq and is a predicted model, not a curated record. Gene Ontology annotation, cellular component: nucleus; cytoplasm. Gene Ontology annotation, biological process: modification-dependent protein catabolic process; protein ubiquitination.